GAGCGGGGCGGCACCUCCCAGUAGCUUCCCGUGGAGUCGGUGUCCGCCUCGUGCGCCUCGGAGGCUCGGCAGCAGGAGCAGAGACGAGCGGCAGUACGCGCGGCGGAGGCGCCCAGACGCUCAGCAGCGGCGCGAGCGGCGGCGGCGGCGGCAGCAGCACGGCCACCGGCGGGAGCGGCAGCAGCACCGGCAGCCCCGGCGGCUCAGGCCCUGCCCCGGCCGGCAUGUACCGCUCCGGGGAGCGCCUGCUGGGCGGCCACGCUCUGCCCACGGAGCCGCGGGACUUCCUGCCCCUAGAGACAACCAACAACAACAACAACCACCACCAGCCGGCGGCCUGGGCUCGCCGGGCUGCCGUGGGCCCGUCGGCGUCCUCGUCCCCCUCGGCGUCCUCGUCCCCGCACCCGUCGGCCUCCGUCCCCGCCGCCGAGCCUGCGGACCCGGCCUCGGGCAGCAGCAACAAGAGGAAACGCGACAACAAGGCCAGCACCUACGGACUCAACUACACGCUGCUGCAGCCCAGCGGAGGGCGCGCCGCGGGUGGCGGUUGUGCUGACGGUAGCGGGGGCGUGUACAGCGGGACCCCGUGGAAGCGGAGGAACUACAACCAGGGAGUCGUGGGUCUGCAUGAAGAAAUCAGUGAUUUUUAUGAGUACAUGUCUCCCAGACCUGAGGAGGAAAAGAUGCGGAUGGAGGUGGUGAACAGGAUCGAGAGUGUGAUUAAGGAGCUCUGGCCCAGUGCUGAUGUCCAGAUAUUUGGAAGUUUUAAAACUGGCCUGUAUUUACCUACUAGUGACAUCGAUCUUGUGGUGUUUGGGAAGUGGGAGAAUCUACCCCUCUGGACCCUGGAAGAAGCACUUCGGAAACACAAAGUCGCCGACGAGGAUUCAGUGAAAGUUCUAGACAAAGCAACAGUACCGAUUAUUAAAUUAACAGAUUCUUUUACUGAAGUGAAAGUUGAUAUCAGCUUUAAUGUCCAGAAUGGCGUGAGAGCAGCGGACCUCAUCAAAGACUUUACUAAGAAAUAUCCUGUAUUGCCAUACUUGGUUUUAGUAUUGAAACAAUUCUUAUUACAGAGGGACCUUAAUGAAGUGUUUACUGGUGGAAUUGGUUCUUAUAGUCUCUUUCUAAUGGCAGUCAGUUUCCUUCAGUUACAUCCCAGGGAAGAUGCUUGCAUCCCCAAUACAAACUAUGGUGUUCUCUUAAUAGAGUUUUUUGAAUUAUAUGGACGACACUUUAAUUAUUUAAAGACUGGCAUUCGGAUAAAAGAUGGUGGUUCAUAUGUGGCCAAAGAUGAAGUACAGAAAAAUAUGCUAGAUGGCUACCGGCCAUCAAUGCUUUAUAUUGAAGAUCCUUUACAACCAGGUAAUGAUGUUGGAAGGAGUUCCUAUGGGGCCAUGCAAGUGAAACAGGCCUUUGAUUAUGCCUAUGUGGUAUUGAGUCAUGCUGUUUCGCCAAUUGCAAAGUACUAUCCCAACAAUGAAACAGAGAGCAUAUUAGGUAGAAUAAUUAGAGUGACGGAUGAAGUUGCCACUUACAGAGAUUGGAUAUCAAAGCAGUGGGGCUUGCAGAACCGGUCUGAGCUGUCAUGCAACGGAAAUGGUGUUACCUUGAUAGUAGAUACUCAGCAGUUAGAUAAAUGUAAUAAUAAUCUGUCUGAAGAAAAUGAAGCCCUUGGAAAAUGUAGAAGUAAAGCCUCGGAAUCUCUUAGUAAACACUCUUCAAACUCUUCAUCAGGUCCAGUGUCCUCCUCCUCCGCCACGCAGUCCAGCUCUAGCGACGUCGAUUCCGAUGCAACACCAUGCAAAACCCCAAAACAGCUACUCUGUCGUCCGCCCACUGGCAACCGAGUAGGCUCACAGGAUGUCUCCUUGGAGGCCUCACAGGCAGUUGGGAAAAUGCAGAGCACCCAAACCACUAACACACCCAACAGCACCAACAAAUCCCAGCAUGGAUCAGCAAGGCUCUUCCGUUCUUCCAGCAAAGGCUUCCAAGGUACAGCUCAAACAAGCCACGGUUCCUUGAUGACAAGCAAACAGCAUCAAGGCAAAUCCAAUACUCAGUAUUACCAUGGCAAAAAGAGGAAACACAAGAGGGACGCGCCCCUCUCUGACCUUUGUAGAUAGUUGGCGCUGUGCGAUGGACUGUCUUCUGUGUGCAAUGAUCUCAUGCUCAGGACAGGCACAGGGACUCCUGGGACAUCAGGAGCCUCACACUGUUGAGACAUUGAUUUAGCAACUGCGUUUUUUCCCAGCUCGCCACGGAAUGGAUCAUGAAGACUGACAACUGC
Nannospalax galili (Upper Galilee mountains blind mole rat) is the source of this 2290-nucleotide messenger RNA. It is a transcript of the gene Tent4b, whose product is annotated as terminal nucleotidyltransferase 4B. The transcript is spliced from 13 exons. Gene Ontology annotation, cellular component: TRAMP complex; nucleolus. Gene Ontology annotation, molecular function: poly(A) RNA polymerase activity; mRNA binding. Lineage: Eukaryota; Metazoa; Chordata; Mammalia; Rodentia; Spalacidae. Bases 225 to 2126 code for a protein of 633 amino acids. Gene Ontology annotation, biological process: RNA 3'-end processing. The record is from RefSeq and is a predicted model, not a curated record.